This is a messenger RNA of Cyclospora cayetanensis, 2796 nucleotides long. RefSeq lists its product as uncharacterized. Lineage: Eukaryota; Apicomplexa; Conoidasida; Eucoccidiorida; Eimeriidae. The transcript has 4 exons. The record is from RefSeq and is a predicted model, not a curated record. Bases 1 to 2796 code for a protein of 931 amino acids.
AUGCAACAAGAAGAAGAGGAGAAGGAGGGAAAAGGCUCUGCCACGGAAGUUGAGCUUCUGGCUAGCCUCCUCGAGGCAGCUGGAAAACGGCUUGCCAAUACACCGCAGUAUCAACAGCAGCGGGAAGCAAUCGAGGCAACAACGGCGACAGAAGGGCAGAUCUUCGUCCCCCGCGUUCUGCUGGAAGAUGUAGCGGGAGCCGUUGCAGAGGGCCUCCUCAUUGCUGCUGACGUAGAUGCACUUGUGGACUGCGAAUCCGUUGAGGAGCCGCUUGUCGCCUCUGUUGCAACUGCAAGCCCAAAGGGUGUCCCUCUCCCACAAGAGAACGUGUCAGUGACAGCAGCAUUGCCUUCCCAGCCGCACGCAGAGAGAGACACCGUUCAUCAUGAGCAGCUGCAAAGCGAGCAGUCAGCAACGUCCGAGGACCUCCCCAUCAGCGCAUCAUCAUGCAUGCGCAUCCGGAUCGCAGACUUGGUUCUGAGUAUUCCAGAAUCAGCUCAGGAGAAGCAGCAGGCACUGCAGCAGCAGGAGCAACCCUCUACCUGGAGUCUGACCAUCGUUCUCCACGGGGAGCCUCCACGCAAUCGCGAGCUUCAGCGCUGGCGAAUUCCUCUGGUUCCCCCGCAAACCCCCACAGGCUCUGAGGGGAUCCUCGUACUAAUGCCUCCUGCAGCCUUCGGAGCAACUGGCCCUUCGCAUCUGUCUUUUUGCCUGAUCGAGGAGACGCGUGAGGCCUCCUGCCUUCUGGAGGAAAGAGCGCUGGCUAGCGCUAUUUUAGGCGUUCCUGGAGGCGCUGGCAAACCCGUUGCGGAGGCUGCGCUGAGCCUCCUGCUGCAUCAAGGGCCGCCUGACGAUCUGAUGCUCCCAGGGAGGCCCCUAGAGAGCGAUUCCGAAGCUCCUGCGUCGGAACGGACGUCUCCAACGACGGUGGCUGCGGCAUAUCCAAGCAGAAGCGGAGUUUCUCUGGGAUUCGUGCGCGGAAGGUUGCUGCUGUCGGUGGAGUUAAUAGCUGAAGGAGGCCCCUCGGAAGCGACCCCAUCGUGGGCUUCUGCAGUAUCCGAUCUGCCACCUGGCAUAUUCUUGUGCCGCUGGAAAAGACGCUGCAACAGCGAGGCAGAGCUGCCUGGACGGGGCAGUGAGGAGUGGGUAACAUGGGAAGCCCUCUGUGCCUCUCUGAGAGAUCAAGGGCCUCCGGGAUGCAUGCAGUUCGUCCAGAAGGCCGUCCGGGGGCCCCCUGACGCGCUUGUGCUGGCGAAGCCUUUCUUGACUCUUGCUGCGCUCCAGCAGCUUUCCCGAAAGCUGCAUCCCUUUCUGGGUGCUCUGCUUGAAGGUCUGCGUCGGCAGAAUCAACCGCGAGAGGAGGAGGCGUUUGGCUUUGGACUGCUUUCGUGGAGUGCCUUUCAGUCGCUGCUGCUUCGGUCGAUGGCUUCGGGGGCCCCCCAGAGCGCCGCGUGGGAUGGAACGCAGGCGUCUCCCGUCUCCAGCAGAAGCUGCGGCAGUGCCGCUUGCAGCAGCAGCUCGUCCCUAACAGCCGAGGAGUGGCUGUUGCUGCACGGGUGUAUGGCGUUCAGACAGGUGUGGAGGGCUCAGGGAAAGACUGUGGAGCUGUUCGAUCUGUGGAAUGCUGCACGCAGCUUUCUGUGCUGCCACUUUCUGGAGGCAGCCACCGCUGAGACGGAGGCUGCAACGCUGCGCCCUUCUUCGCAGAAAGCAGCAGAUGUCGGAACCAUGAAGCUCGCUCUUCGCGAACUCCUCGCGAUCUUACGACGAGGGCCUCGAAGUGCGCGAGACGCUUCAGACAAAGCGGCGAGGGGUACUUCGGAACCAGCAGUGGCGCUUGUGGCUGCAAGAGACGACCUCUCCGCAGAGGCGUCUCCUCCAGCAGCAGCAAUACAGGCCCCUAGAGAAGCGCUCUCGACUCCUGGCCUUCUUCGGGUGUCUCUUCGCGUUGGGGGCGCUCGGAAUCUCCGCCGCUGGGCAGGCCUUCUCCCCUCAACCUUUGCGACUGCAGCCAUAACCUUUGUGCCUGCCGUUGCUGCGUGCCUCUCCAGACUAUCAGAGAGUCUGUCUGAGGGGGCCUCUGCGGGGAAAGGCUGCCGAUUGCCCCUCCCUCCCGCGACUCAGGAGCCUCUGCUCUACGCGGAGCAAGGCGCGAGUGCCGCAGUCUUCAGGGAUAAGAACCCCCAGUGGCGGUGGAGUCUCAGACUGCAGGGGCCUCCCCACGCAUACAUGGACGCGGUUGUACGAGCUGUUUCAAGGGCUCUCUCAGAGGGCGCUGAGCUUCCCCCUGAUCAAAGAAACGCGGCGGCGAUGAUCCAAGAGGCUGCAAGGAAUCUCGCGCUUGCUCGGAGGCCCCUCAACGAGCGUCCAGCGGCAGCGACGGCUGCUGCCACAGCAGCGCUUCUGCCGCUGUUGGCGGUUCGUGUAACAGUGUGGCUGUUGGACGCACGCCCUGAGGGGCCUUUGGGGGCCCUACCCCUCAAUCCCGAUGCUCUUACCUUUCCCGCGAUGCUUGACGAUUGCACCGCGUUUCUCUACGGACUUGAGGGAUCCAGCGAAUCUUCUCUCCAGGAGAAGCCUUCCCUAAGGCACAGGCCUUGCGGAUGGCUGCCUAUGGGCCGCUUCUUUUUGCCUUUAAGACGCACGACUCCUGAUGAACUGGCCCCUCCCAAGCUAAUGAGCUACGUCUUGGAGCCUGUAGGGGCCGUCAGAACCUCCAGCACUCCUGCGGCGCUUGUGGGUCAGGCUGAAGAAGGGCCUUGCGGUCUAUGCACAGCCAGUGCCUCUGUUGAGUAA